Messenger RNA from Impatiens glandulifera, 2899 nucleotides. RefSeq names its product probable LRR receptor-like serine/threonine-protein kinase At4g29180. NCBI's taxonomy places the organism in Eukaryota, Viridiplantae, Streptophyta, Magnoliopsida, Ericales, Balsaminaceae. Gene Ontology annotation, biological process: protein phosphorylation. The record is from RefSeq and is a predicted model, not a curated record. The transcript has 13 exons. Gene Ontology annotation, molecular function: protein binding; ATP binding; protein kinase activity. Bases 187 to 2802 code for a protein of 871 amino acids.
CUCCGUGUCGGCUCCGUAUUAUUGAUGUUGUUCAAGAAAGGGAGGCUCAUGGAAGUCAUUCAACUAUUUCACAGGAAAGAGUCGAAGUCAAAGCUCGACUCCUCCAACCUCCCUCCUGAAAAGCCCCCAUUUUUACAGCUAAAUUUAUAGAUUACAGGCGGAAAGAUCAGUUUCAUACCUAGCUAGAUGAUCCAAAUGGAACUCUUCCUGUUCAUCGUGUUCAGUGUUUUCUCCAUCAUACCAUUGGUUCAAGGGCAGGAUAAGUCAGGUAUGUUAAGCAUAGACUGUGGCGUAUCAGAUUCCGAUUCAAAUUUUGUCAAGACCGGUGUAAACAAUGAAAUAGCAGAUGAAUACAAGGCUGGAAACACUGAUCCAAGACUAACCAGUCUCAGAAGCUUCCCUAAUGGAACAAGGAACUGCUACACAUUGAAUCCUCAAUUUGGAAAGGGUGGUAAUUACAUUGUAAGAGCUUGGUUCUUGUAUGGUAAUUACGAUGGAAGAAAUCAACAACCAAUCUUUCAUUUGUACAUCGGUGCUAAUCUUUGGGACGUUGUUUUUAAUUUCAAUGCAUCUCAAUCUAGCUUUACGGAGAUUGUAUAUGAAUCCCCAUCAAGUAAUAUACAUGUCUGUCUUGUAAAUAUUGGUUCUGGAACUCCUUUCAUAUCUGCACUGGAGCUAAGGCAUUUGAACAAUUUCAUUUACAAAUCAAGGACCGGUUUGAUGACACCAUACAGACGGAUUGAUAUGGGAUUCGAAGGUCGUGAUAGCGACUUGCUCGGGAACGGAGAUGAACUUGGUCGGCUAUGGAGUUCCUCCAACGCUUCCUUUUUCCCGACAAAGUAUGUCAGCACGUUUUUCCCUAUCGACUCGCAGAAUAGUAGUGAUUACAAAGUGCCUAUCCGUGUCAUGAGAGAUGCAGUUGAACCAGUUAAUUCUAGUGACAUACUGAGAUUUUACUGGGACCAGGGUUUCUCUGGCACUAAUUUUUAUGUUUAUAUGCAUUUCUGUGAAGUGGAAGCAAUGAAUUCAACAGAGUUGAGAGAAUUCGACAUCUUACUGAAUGAAAUCCCAUGGGUGGAAUCAGUCACUCCUAGUUAUCUGAAAACAACCACUAUUAGCAAAGACAAUCCUGUUAGUGGCGGUAAUGGUGGAGAACUAUGGAUGACUAUUCAGAAAACAAGCCGAUCAACUCUUCCUCCUAUUCUUAACGCCAUGGAGAUUUACUUGGAAAAAGAAAUUCAACAAUCACCCACCAAUCCAGAUGACAUUGAUGCAAUGGUGAGUAUUUCGCUGGCAUAUGGAGUAAAGAGAAAUUGGCAAGGAGAUCCAUGUGUCCCACUAAACAUGACAUGGGGUGGUCUCAACUGCACUUCAAAUAGCAAUUCGCCUCAGAUAAUUUCAUUGAACCUUUCUUCAAGUGGAUUGACAGGAGAAAUAGCUGCUUCGUUCUCAUUGCUCACAUCAUUGGAAAUUUUGGAUUUGUCAAACAAUGACCUGACAGGGCCAGUGCCUGAAUUUCUAUCUAAUCUUUCCAAAUUGCGCAUUCUGAAUUUAAGGAAUAAUAAUCUGGAAGGUUCUGUGCCUAGAGCCCUCACUGAGAAGACAUCUUUGCAGCUUAGCAUAGAUGGAAAUCCAAAUAUUUGCUCGUCGGAUUCUUGUGUUCGAGCAAAGAAGAAAGGCAGUAACAUAGUUGUACCAUUAGUUUCAUCUAUUGCUUCAUUCCUGGUAGCAGUGCUUGCAGUUGCUAUACUAUUGAUACUAAAAAGAAGACGAAAAGCCAAUAUGCCUGGAAGGCUGGUAAAAUCAAAGAACCAAAGAUUUACAUACGCCGAGAUUGUGAGCAUGACAAAUAAUUUCCAUAAGGUGGUUGGCAAAGGAGGAUUUGGAACUGUCUAUCUUGGCUGCUUGGAUGAUGGCCAAGAAGUUGCUGUCAAAAUGCUUUCUGUGUCAUCCAAAGGAUCAGAUCAAUUCUGGACUGAGGCCGAACUUUUGAUAAGUAUGAAUCACAGGAACUUGGCUCCUUUUGUUGGUUACUGCGAUCAAGGGUCUGAAACAGCAUUAGUUUACGAGUAUAUGGCUAAUGGAAACUUACAAGAAUAUUUAUCGGACCUUAAUAAACCUGUCCUGAGCUGGAAACAGAGACUCCAGAUAGCGAUUGAAACAGCCCAAGCUUUGGAGUACCUGCACUAUGGCUGCAAACCACCCAUAGUUCACAGAGACGUCAAGACUGCCAACAUCUUGCUAAACGAAAACUUACAGGCAAAAGUUGCAGAUUUUGGAUUGUCUCGAGUGGUCCCUGAUGGAACCCACGUCUCCACUAAUGUGGUUGGAACAUUCGGAUAUCUUGAUCCUGAGUACUUUUUCACCAACAGACUGACAGAAAAGAGCGACGUUUACAGCUUCGGGGUAGUUCUUCUAGAGCUAAUAACAGGUCUACCAGCUAUAUUAAAAAACGAAGACAACGAACAUGUAGCCCAGUGGGUGAAGCCCAUGCUAGAAAAAGGGGAGAUAGACAACAUUGUUGAUCAAAGGCUAGAAGGAGAUGUAGACAUAAACUCUGUCUGGAAAGCUGUCGAAAUCGCCAUGAGCUGCAUUCCAACCAAUCCCAUCCAGAGGCCUACUAUGGAUCAUGUGGUUGUGGAGCUGAAAGAGGCUCUAGAAAUUUAUGCCCCCUCUGAAAAGACAACGAAAACAACAGAUUAUGGAACUUCAGAAUUUCCCGACAGUUUAACUAAUAGUAUGAUUGGAGAUUACAGUGUUUUGGAUAUUGAUUCUUCCUUGAUUUUACCGAAACCAAGAUAGGUUUAUUAUAUACUAGGUGAAAAUUUCUUAAUCAGAUUUUUUUACACUAUGUCAUCUUCAUUCAAUUCAUCUCUUCAUUGUUAUUUCAGUGUUUUUA